GAAUGGCAAAAACCUCAAUCAUUCUGUCAAAAAAAGUGAAAACAAGAUUAUUCCGAUUUUGUAUAUUUAAUUGUAGAACUAAAUACAGUUAUUUAGGUUAAACAUUAAAGCAUUUAGAGGCAGCGCCAGCACUAGAUAAAGUUGAUCUUUAAUCAUGGGUGGGGUGCUAAGCUACUUUCGCGGACUGCUUGGCUCCAGGGAGAUGCGCAUAUUGAUACUGGGGCUGGACGGCGCUGGCAAGACGACGAUCCUCUACAGACUGCAGGUGGGCGAAGUGGUGACAACGAUACCCACGAUUGGCUUCAACGUGGAGCAGGUGACAUACAAGAACCUCAAGUUCCAGGUCUGGGACCUGGGCGGACAGACAAGUAUUAGGCCCUAUUGGCGUUGCUAUUACAGCAACACGGAUGCUAUUAUAUACGUGGUGGACUCGGCGGACCGUGAUCGGAUUGGCAUUUCCAAGGACGAGCUGCUGUAUAUGCUGCGCGAGGAGGAGCUGGCCGGAGCGAUACUCGUUGUCCUGGCCAACAAACAAGACAUGGAGGGGUGCAUGACCGUGGCCGAGGUGCAUCAUGCGUUAGGGCUGGAGAACCUUAAAAAUCGCACAUUUCAAAUAUUCAAAACAUCCGCCACCAAAGGCGAGGGCCUGGACCAGGCCAUGGACUGGCUAUCCAACACUCUGCAGAGUCGUAAAUAGUUCUCGUAAUCAAGUCACACUCCCCAUCCCCCAGCCCCCAGCCCCCUAGGCCGCCACCUACCCCUGUGUAAAAAUAUUUAUCCAAAGCGUCGCCUGCUAAGGAUUCGUCUACAGCUUUUUUUCAAUUUUGCAAAUUCGCGCAGAGAAAUCCAAGAAACGAAACGAAAGAACUUUGUAAUAACUUCUAGUAAUAUAAUUAUUAAAUUA
Molecule: messenger RNA, 904 nt
Organism: Drosophila obscura
Lineage: Eukaryota; Metazoa; Arthropoda; Insecta; Diptera; Drosophilidae
Gene: Arl1
Product: ADP-ribosylation factor-like protein 1
Exons: 3
Coding region: 155-697 (180 amino acids)
Biological process (GO): vesicle-mediated transport; intracellular protein transport
Cellular component (GO): cytoplasm; Golgi apparatus
Molecular function (GO): GTP binding; GTPase activity
Source: RefSeq, a predicted model, not a curated record